UACAAAAUGGCUGGAAGUCAAAUAAAUAUCCAAAGAAGAGUUUAGGUUCUUCAACAAAUUCUGUUUAAAAAUAACUGCUGCCACAAUGUCAGUAUAUCCUGCACAUAACAGGAAUAACAACGAUAGCCUUGGAGUUCCCUCUUCCCAGCAGAGUACCCACAGCAGCAGGCUUAAGCUGCAUUUGAAAUCAGACAUGUCAGAAUGUGAAAAUGAUGAUCCAUUACUGCGAUCUGCAAGUAAAAUCAGAGACAUAAAUAGUACUUAUGUCAUUUCUGCCUGUGAAAAAACAGGAGAUAUGCCCCUUACCCCAAACCCCGUAGGUAGAUUGACACUUCAGAGAAGAGUUACAAGGAACAAAGAAUCGUCUUUGCUUGGUAGUGAGUUGGGAGACACAACUGAAAAAACAGAAACACAUCUUAUGUUACAGCGUCGUGCUAACGAUUCUCUGGACAAGUGGAAAACAACACAGAAUGUGGGAGGUGGAAUAGAAGAUGAUUGUGCUGCACGGGAAACUAGUACCAAUGUAAAGACUGUAAAUGAUAAGUCUUUUGUUGCAUCUUCUGUACCUUUAGCUGAAAACCCAAAGGACAUUGAAAUGGUGGCUAAUGAAAAAUAUAAUGAAACAUUUCCUGCCCUCAGUGGGACAAAUGAGACUGUCACAGUGAAGUACAGCAGAGCACCCACUGGUUCCCAGAGUCGGGGUGCAGUGGUCAGGUCAGGACCCUUGGCAACAAAACCCAUUCAGAGCAAGUUGGACAUCAAAGUGUCAGGAACAGGAAACUUAAACCAUAGGAGUUUGGGGAAAGAUGUGAAAAUUUUUAAAAAGUUUGAAGGCUUAGACAAAAGAACACCUACAAAAUGCCUCACAGAACCCAAACUCACACUGAAGUGCAGCCUGUCUCAGCUUAGGAGCCCAGCUGCACCAACACUGAGAGGGAGGGCGCCUCGCCCUCAGGUCACUCGGAAGCCAAGAAGCUCUGUUCUUGCAAGUGAAAGGGGAGGGUCCCUGGAAAAUGCAUGCCCUCCUGAUGAAGGAACUGCAGUUCAGAGCCCCUGUCCAGGAGCAGACCCCCUAAAAGGAGAGAACAGUCAAGUGAGAGUGGCAGUUCGCGUAAGGCCUUUCAGCAAGAGAGAGAAGAUUGCGAAAGCCCUCCAGGUGGUCUUCCUGGCUGGGGAAGAAGUUGCUGUGGAGCGUCCUGACAUGAAACAAGUUUAUGGCUUCACCUACGAUGUUUCAUUCUGGUCUUUCGAUGAGCGUCACCCUCACUAUGCUGGCCAGACAACCGUUUAUGAGACUCUAGCAGCACCGCUCCUAGAACGAGCCUUUGAAGGCUACAAUACCUGUCUCUUUGCCUAUGGUCAGACUGGCUCUGGAAAAUCGUAUACGAUGAUGGGAUUUAAUGAAGAACCAGGAAUAAUUCCCAGAUUUUGUGAAGAUCUUUGUGCUAAGGUAGCCAGAAAGCAAACCCAAGAGGUCAGCUAUCACCUUGAAAUGAGCUUCUUCGAAGUAUAUAAUGAAAAAAUUCAUGAUCUUCUGGUUUGUAAAGGUGAAAAUGGGCAGAGAAGACAACCACUGAGAGUCAGGGAGCAUCCGAUCACUGGACCGUACGUGGAAGCCCUGUCCACGAAUGUUGUCAGUUCUUACUCUGAUAUCCAGAGCUGGCUGGAGCUGGGCAACAAGCAAAGAGCCACCGCCGCGACCGGCAUGAACGAUAAGAGCUCCCGGUCUCACUCGGUGCUCACCCUGGUGAUGACCCAGACCAAGACAGAAUUUGUGGAAGGGGAAGAACAUGAUCACAGAAUCACAAGCCGCAUAAACCUGAUUGACCUGGCCGGCAGCGAACGCUGCUGCACAGCUCAAAGUAGUGGAGACCGACUGAAGGAAGGUGUGAGUAUUAACAAGUCCUUGCUGACUUUGGGAAAAGUUAUAUCUGCACUCUCUGAGCAAGCAAACCGAAAGAGAGUUUUUAUUCCUUAUCGUGAAUCUGUUCUCACAUGGCUGUUAAAAGAAAGUCUGGGUGGAAAUUCAAAAACUGCCAUGAUUGCCACGAUCAGUCCCGCGGCCAGUGACAUUGAAGAAACGUUGAGCACACUUAGAUACGCCAGCCAAGCCCGCAUGAUAGUCAAUAUCGCCAAGGUCAAUGAAGAUAUGAAUGCUAAGUUAAUUAGAGAAUUGAAAGCAGAAAUUGAAAAACUAAAAGCUGCUCAAAGAAACAGUCGCAAUAUUGAUCCUGAACGAUACAGGCUCUGCCGGCAGGAGAUAACAUCCUUAAGAAUGAAGCUUCAUCAGCAGGAGAGAGACAUGGCGGAAAUGCAGAGAGUGUGGAAAGAAAAAUUUGAACAAGCUGAAAAAAGAAAACUUCAAGAAACAAAGGAACUACAGAAAGCAGGAAUUACAUUUCAAAUGGACAACCGUUUGCCAAACCUUGUCAAUCUCAAUGAGGACCCUCAGCUGUCAGAGAUGCUGCUGUACAUGAUAAAAGAAGGAACAACUACAGUCGGCAAGCGUAAGCCGGACUCAAGCCAUGACAUCCGGUUGUCGGGGGUGCUGAUCGCUGACGACCACUGCACUAUCAGACAUUUUGAUGGGACAGUGAGUGUCAUCCCAGUUGGGGAAGCAAAGACGUAUGUAAAUGGAAAACAUAUCUCGGAACCCACAGUAUUACAUCAUGGUGAUCGGUUGAUUCUUGGUGGAGAUCAUUAUUUUAGAUUUAAUCAUCCAGUAGAACUCCAGAAAGGGAAAAGACCGUCCGGUAGAGAUACUCUUAUCGGCGAGGGUCCAAAAGACUUUGAGUUUGCCAAAAAUGAGUUGCUCGUGGCACAGAGGUCACAACUCGAAGCAGAAAUAAAAGAGGCGCGGCUGCGGGCCCGGGAGGAGGCGAUGCAGGGCAUCCAGGUUGCAGAGGAGCUGGCGCGGCACCAGCUCUCCUCCCAGAGGGCCGCGUUCGAAGGCAGAAUACAGGCCCUGGAGGCCGAGCUGGAGGAGGAGUCUCAAAGGAAGAAAAUGCAGGAAAUAAAUAACCAAAAGGCUAAUCACAAAAUCGAGGAAUUAGAAAAGGCAAAACAACGUCUUGAGCAGGAAAUACAUGUCAACAGAAAACGAUUAGAAAUGGAGACUUUGGCCACAAAACAGGCUUUAGAAGACCACAGCAUCCGCCAUGCAAGAAUUCUGGAAGCUUUAGAAACUGAGAAGCAAAAAAUUGCUAAAGAAGUGCAAAUACUACAGCAACAGCGGAGUAAUAAGGAUAAAACUCUUACAAUUCAGACGAACUGGAGCUCCAUGAAGCUCUCCAUGAUGAUUCAGGAAGCCAAUGCCGUCAGCAACAAGUUCAAAAAAUGCUAUGUUUUUGGCAGACAUGAUGUCUCAGAUAAAGGCAGCAGUUCUGACAUCUGUGUUCGGGUUCGUAACCUGCAACUAGGCAUCUCAACUUUCUGGAGUCUAGAAAAGUUUGAAUCUAAGCUUGCAGCGAUGAAAGAACUUUAUGAGAGUAAUAGUAGUAACAAGAGUGAAGAUGUGUUUUGCGAUCCUGAAGAUGAGUGGGAACCCGACAUUACAAAUGUGCCAGUUUCUUCAUUUUCCAGAAGGAGGAGUAGGAGUUUGAUGAAGAAUAGAAGAAUUUCUGGUUGUUUACAUGACAUACAAGCCCACCCAAGUCAGAAUUUUCAUUCUUCACAUACAUCAGGCUUAAUGGAGAAAUCAAGCACUAUUUGCUCAAAUUCAACAGAAUCAUUUCUGCCUGGAAUUUGCAAAGAAUUGAUUGGUUCAUCAUUGGAUUUUCUUGGACAGAGUUAUGAUGAAGAAACGUCUAUAGCAGACAGCCUGAUUAGUAAUUUUCUUAAAAUCCAUCACGGGCUAUUUGCCAUUUCCAAAGCUCAUGAAGAACAAGAUGAAGAAAGUCAGGAUAACUUGCUCUCUGCGGACCGGGCGACCCAGGCACUCGCCAUCCAGGCCACGUGUGCAUUCGAGCAGCUUGUGGUGCUUCUCCGACACUGGCUGAGCGACGCUUUGCCAUGGGCCAGCCCAGCAAACCUGGGAGAUGAAUUGAGACAAGAAGUCAGAAAACUGGGAGGCUACUUACAGCUGUUUUUGCAGGGUUGCUGCUCGGAUAUUUCAUCAAUGGUAAAAGAGGCUCAAAAGAAAGAAAUCCAGAUUGUACAGCAAGCUGUAAAGUAUGUGGGACAGUUAGCAGUUCUCAAAGGGAGCAAGCUUCAUUUUCUGGAAAUCGCUAACAAUAAGGCUGCCAGUGUCCAGGAGGAUUUCCUGGGUGCUGUCCGUGACGGCGUGGGCUUGGGAAUGAACAUGCUAUUAGAUUCUGGACUAGAAAAAGCCGAGGAACUCCGGCGUGAACUCUUCCAGCAGCGCGCUCCGAGCCAGGCUUCCACACAGAUGAGGACCCUCGCCGUGGGACUGAUCGGGGCUCUCGAAAACAUCUUUGCUGAAUGUAAGACAGGAAAAGAAACUGGAAGUUUCAGAAUUCAAGUACAAGAAGAAGAUUCUGGAUACCAAGAUUUGAAGAAGAUGGUUAACCUUGCACCAGAAUUCUUGAAGUUAAAACAUUGCCUGGAGCAAACCAUUCAUAUUAUCAUUUCUGCACUGAAAGGAUGCCACAGUGACUUAAAUCUUCUCAAGAAUUGUGCUGACAGUCUUUGCAGCAUGGCCAGGGACUUGCACAGCGACCUGAGUGCGCACUGUGUCGGCGGCUGUGAACAGAGAACGCCUCAGGGCGGCCACAGGGACCUCGACUCUCUGGUCCAGGCGCUCCUCCUGUGUUUUGACUCUGAAGAGAGACCUGAUUUGUUGGAACCCUGGGAAGCUUGUAAUCAGAGCACAAGAGAAGGGGGACAGCAAUCUAAGUCAAGCAGGACCGACGCCAGUAGGAGUGACAAGGGAGCAAAGCACAUCCACGGACCCCAUGGCUCAGCCCCAGCCGUGAGCCCUGAGGGGUGUGUGCCCAGUAGGAUCCAGUGGGUGUGAACUGUGACGUGCAGGCACUGUAUGACCACGCACAGCAGCGACAACAUGGGGUAGGCGACAUCCUUAUGCAGGAGACCAUGAAGAGCAAGAAAUCAGUGUGAAGAUUUCAAGGGUGCCCUGGCCCUGGCCCUGGCCCUGGCCGUGGCCUUGCCCUGGGUGUGGACGAUACGAGCACCAUGGGAUCCUACUUCAGGACGCCUGCGUGUGCACUCGGCAGUUUCUCAGCGGACGAUCUUAGACAGGUAUUUGCUGUAUUGGCGCAUUGUGGCAGCAGAAUGAAAUUAGGAGUUAAAUACAAGUAAAUGGUCAUUUCUCUAGUUUCUCAUUGCCUUGAAUUUUAAAUGUGUGUGUUUACACUGAUAUGCUAUAUCUACUUGGCUCUUAGCCUGUUUGAAAAUGGUUAUUAUGAUUUUGAUAAGUUGUUUUCUCAUGAGUGGAAACCGGAACGAUCAGUUACCUUUGUGUGUGAACCUCCUUUCCUCUGUAAGUAGCCUUGACGAGGUUUAUGGUGAAGUCACCAAUGAAGGUUUAACUAAGGUAGCUGAACUUGCACUGUUAAAUCCCAAACUUUCGUUGGGUUAACUGGUUGCCAUUUUGAAUAGUGUGCUCAAGGGCACAGUUUCCUGUUUCUUUCCAAAUUCUAAGUGGCUACUGAAAUAUAGUAUGAUUACAUAUUAAUAUGGUUUUCUUUUACAAAUGAUUUGCUUUAUUAUCUCUGCUCCAUCGUGGGGCUGUAUAAUUUAAAAACCAAGUAAAUAUUGCCAGAAUCACACAGAUUGGGUGGGGUUGGGAAAUCGGGCUGGACAUUUUCUUGAUAAUGCUUGUUUUGUUAAAGCUGUAAUGCAGGAGUUUGUACAAGAUUUGAUAAAGAUUAAAGAGCCUUAUAUCUCACAAUUUAAAAGCCUUUAUCCACAAUCAAAUAAUAAAGUAAUAUUCUACUCAUGAGAUCUUCCGUGAAGGAACUAGUUUGACCUUUGACCUCACACACGUGUAAUUUGAAACGGUACCUGGCGGUUCCACAUGGAUGCCGUGCAGUGUAGCAGAUUUGUUUUCUUUUUUUUUUCUUUUCUCUUCUUUUUGGCACUUGAGCUUGUAUUCUUCCUGAAGUUCUACAUGUAGUUUUCAUAGUCAAUGCUCUGCCAAGUGGCACUUUUGCUACCAAGGUUUAUGAAGCGUAGAUGGACAUCUGAGAACUUCUCCUGAAGGUUGUACUUCUUUGAAGAACUUAUAAAGUACCAUGUGGUAGUGUUUUCACCUUAAUGUUUGGUAUUUAAUCUUUACUUUCUGCUUCCUAAGCUCAUACGUCAUUAGUCAGAAAUCUUUUAGUGUCUUUGUAAAAUUCUGUAUAUAUAUAUAUAUUUAUUUAUAGUACUUUGUUAUACAGUAUUUGAAUGAAUGGUGAAAAAUAUAUUUGCUAUUAGAAUCAUGUGUACUAAUAAAAAAUAUAAAAAGAAAUGCCUUUAAUAAAUCCUG
Messenger RNA from Manis pentadactyla (Chinese pangolin), 6448 nucleotides. RefSeq names its product kinesin family member 14 (gene KIF14). The record is from RefSeq and is a predicted model, not a curated record. Bases 86 to 4975 code for a protein of 1629 amino acids. Gene Ontology annotation, biological process: microtubule-based movement; regulation of protein localization. Gene Ontology annotation, cellular component: adherens junction. Gene Ontology annotation, molecular function: cell adhesion molecule binding; microtubule binding; ATP binding. The transcript is spliced from 29 exons. Lineage: Eukaryota; Metazoa; Chordata; Mammalia; Pholidota; Manidae.